AUGGAGUUUGUAUCUCCAUUUAUCACUCCUGUUGUUGAAUCGUUGCUGGUUCCUGUUAAGAGACACUUGGGAUUCUUUUUUUCCUCCACAAAGUAUGAUAGGGAUAUGCGUACCAGAUUAAGGGAAUUGAAUUCCACGGCAAUUGAUAUGAAGAAAAGAAUGGAAGAAAAUGAUGCAAGAAAUUUAGUUGUACCUUACCUUGUUCCGAGUUGGUUGGAACGAGCUGAAGGGAUUGAUAGGGAAGUCGAUGGUAUUUCAGAGGAUGGAAAUGGAUGUUUACAUAUGAAGAGAAGAUACAAAACUGGCAAACGGUGCUCCAAUUUCAUCAAGCGUAUCGACCGCCUUAUGAGAGAAAAAUCAAACAUGGAAUGGACUAAUGAGCAAAUACCUCUUGGUAUGGUUAGUUCUGCCACUCCUCAAGUACUGCAAGAUGUUACCCAAAACAUUUUCAAGUCUAGACAAUUGAUUUUUCAAAGGGCAUUGCAAUUGCUUGAACCAGAUAAUCCGACCCAGAUGGUGGCUUUAUGUGGUAUGGGUGGUAUAGGCAAGACUACAAUGAUGGAAGAACUGAAGAAGGUUGUAGAGAAUAUGAAACUGUUUGAUCGGGUUCAAAGGGUGGUUAUGGGGAAAAGCACUGAUCCAAUUACAUUUCAAGAAGCUAUUGCACAGUAUACAGGUGGAAAUUUGUUAGAAUCAACUAAAGAAGCAAGGGCUGACCGUCUCAAGGAAAUAUUUUUGGGGAUGUCCCAAGAUGGCAAGAAAAAGAUUUUGAUCAUAUUGGACGAUCUUUGGAACAUUGUUGACCUCAAUGAUAUUGGACUAGCGAGUCCUUUGCCAAAGGGCUUCAAGUUAUUUCUCACAUCACGAGAUGAAAGGCUUUGCAGUCAGAUGGGUGUUGAAACUAGCUCAAUUUUGAGAAUGGUUAGUUUAGAAGAAGUAGAAGCAAAACAAUUAUUCUGGGAUACCACGGGACUUUCAGAUGGUGCUGUUGAUCAUCAGCUAAUUAAGCUAGGAGAAGAUAUUGUGAAGAGGUGUGGUGGGUUGCCGAUGGCCAUAAAAACCAUUGCCUUGGCUCUUAGAGGUGAGGUAAAGGAUGCAUGGAGAGUUACACUCAUAGGAUUACAUCGGCAUGACCUUCAAGACCUUUACGCUGUUGUAUAUCACAUAUUUGAGAUAAGCUACAACUUUCUCAAAAAAGAUGAUGAUAAGGAAAUUUUCCUUCUUAGUGGCUUAUAUCCUGAUGACUUUGAUAUUCCGUUGGAGGACUUGAUGAGGUAUGGAUGGGGAUUGAAGUUAUUUAAUAAAGUGUAUAGUUUAGCUGAAGCAAGACAGCGGACUAACACUUCUGUUCACAACCUCAUACGUGCAAAUUUGUUGAUUGAAAGUGAUCUAAUAGGAUGUGUCAAAAUGCACGAUCUUGCACGUUCUUUCGUCUUAUCGAAUAUUUCAAAAUUCAAGCAAGCUUCCGUUGUUAAUCAUAGUGACCUGUCGGAAUGGCCUACAGAAGAUACAUGGGAGUCUUGCGAAAGAAUUUUAUUGAAGUGCAAAGGCAUGUCUGAAUUUCCCCGAUGCUUUGAUUACCCCGACCUUAAACUUUUGAAGCUAAUGAUGAAUGAGAAAGAGCCUCUCAUGUUUCCAGAAGAUUUCUAUACCAAGAUGAAAAAUCUUCAAGUCAUUUCAUAUCGUAGUAUUCUAUAUCCACAGCUUCCAAUAUCACUUCAAUGUUCAACUAGCCUUCGUAUGCUAUGUCUCCGUUCAUGCUCGUUGAUGGGUGAUCUAUCUUAUCUUGGCAAUCUUAGUAAUUUGGAAAUACUCAGCUUUGCUUACUGUCGCAUCAAGAUAUUACCAUCUGCCAUGGGAAAAUUGAGAAAGCUAAAAUUACUAGAUUUGAUUGGAUGUGUUGAGCUUUGUAUUGGUGAUGGUGUCUUUCAAAACUUAGACAAACUUGAAGAGCUUUAUAUGAGAAAUCUGAGCUACAAAGUUAUCAGCUUCACAGAAGACAACUGUGAAGGACUGGAGAUGCUUAAACUCAUUGCAUUAGAGAUCGAAUUCUUUGAGAAUAUGAUUCUGCCGAAUAACGUGUCUUUUAAGAAACUUGAAAGGUUCAGAAUAUCUAUAGGUUGUCAGUUGGAUACUAUAUAUGACAAUGAUGUGUAUUCAUAUGAAAAUACAUUGAGACUAGUUGCUAGCUGCGAAGAGGUUCGUGCAUUUGAAAUAAGUGAGUUGUUUGAGAAAACAGAGAAGCUUCAUUUGCAAGUGGAAGAUAUAAAUCAUAUUGAAGAUGUUUUGAUGCAUCCUUCUCAAUAUUCUUUUUGCAAUUUAAAACAUCUUUCUUUUGAAAAGUGCACAAACUUGAGUUACCUCUUCACUGUUAAUGUGGCAAGUACUUUGACUAAUCUUGAGAGACUUAAAGUUUCGUCCUGUCGUGUUCUGGGAUUCUUGAUACAUGAUGAGAAUAAUGGAGCCCAGGUGAUUACAUUUCAUAAGUUAAAGCAUUUGGUGUUGGAAGAGUUGCCCUCGUUUGUAGGUUUGUGUGACAAUAUUAAUAUUGUGAUGAAUUUACCACAACUGUUGGAGCUGAGACUUGCUUACCUUCCCAACUUUACUUGCAUCUUUGCUUCGAGCAAUGAUAUUUCUGCAACAACAAUCCCACUGUUGAAUAAAGAGGUUGUGAGUCCAAAGUUAGAGGAAUUGGAAAUUUGUGGGAUGAAGAAGUUGAAGGAUAUAUGGGUGUGUGAGAAGGAAUAUGAUAGAACUCCAGUGCUGAAAGAGAUUGAAGUGGAUGAAUGUGAUGAUAUUAAGAAUCUUUUUCCAAAUAAUUCUAUGCCAUUGUUGAGUCAUUUAGAAAAGAUUCUAGUUCAAAAUUGUGGUUCUAUUCAAGCGUUAUUCUACAUAGACUUGGAAUGUAUUGGGCAAGUUAAUAGCAGCUUGAAAAGCAUUCGAGCGUCAGGUCUCCGAAAACUAAGGGAGGUGUGGAGGAUAAAAGAUGAAGAUAACUCUGGUCUCCUCAUUCGUAGUUUUCAUGCCAUGGAAUUCAUACAAAUCAACCAGUGUGAGAACUUCAGAAAUAUAGUCACACCCAAGACCAUCAAAUUUGAUAUGGCAGCAAUCAUUGACAUCACCAUUGAUUUGUCUGGAGAAAAAUGGGGCACAAACUAUAAAUCGGUUGACAAAGAGAAUGAGAUAUUAGAAGUGGACGAUAAUCCUAUAGUUGCAGUUCCAUCCUUUUCCAUCCACACUUUACAUCACCUAUCCAACAUUAAGUUGUGUAAGUAUAAACAAAUGGAGGUAAUCUUUGAUAUUGAGAUUCCAAGUGUAGGCAUAGUAACACCGAACAAUGAUGAACAACCAUUGCUACUUCCCCGCCUUACGAAUAUGACGUUGAUUGGUAUGAAUAGUAUGACUCAUUUGUGGAAAUGCAAUUGGAGUAAGUUUUUAAUGUUGCAAAACUACCAGCAAAAAUUAUCAUUUCAGAAUCUCACAACCAUAUACAUGGAGAAAUGUAAAACCAUUGAGUACUUAUUUUCCCCUCUCAUGGCGAAACUGCUUUCCAACCUAAAGAAAGUCGACAUACAUAAUUGUGGAAGAAUCCAAGAAGUUGUCUCAAACAGAGAUGAUAAAAAAAGUACCACAUCUACAUCUACCUCUACACCCGUCAUUUUGUUCCCUCAUCUUGAUUGUCUCACUCUUUAUAACCUGGAAAGACUCAAGCAUAUUGGUGGUGGCAUUCCCAAGGGUACAACUCAUGUCUGGAAUGAUAAUUUUGUGUUUUCUGUUUCAUGGUCCUUAGGCCAGUACUGUAGAGAGAUAAAGAUAAGGAGUUGUCAAGCUUUGUCAACUGUGAUUCCAUAUUAUGCAGCCAAACAACUGCUAAAGAUUGAAGUGUUGGAAAUUGAUGAGUGCAGCUCUAUGAUGGAGGUAUUUGAAACUAAAGAGUUGAAAGAUAGUCUUACUUUUUCCCAAGGAAGUGGUGAUAGGGAUGAUACUCCACUAGCAGCAAUCCCUAGACUAAAAGGUAUCACAAUGCAUAAAAUGCCCAACCUAAAGAUAUUGGAUCUCGAAACAUGUCAUCGAUUGGUCGAUAUAUUCACAUUUUCCACACUUGCAAGCCUCAGGGUACUUGAAAAGUUGAACAUAAGAGAUUGCAGAGAACUGAAAGUAAUUGUGAGGGAAGAACAUGGAGAGCAAACAACGACAUCGAAGGUUGUAACUUUUCCCUGUCUAAAAUCAAUAAAACUAACCAGGUUACCAAACCUUAAAGGUUUCUUCUUCGGGAUGAAUGAAUUCCAAAUGCCAUUAUUGGAUGAAGUUUAUAUCAAAAGAUGUCCCCAAAUGAUGGUAUUUACAUCCCUUCCACUAAGAGCUCCGAAGCUCAAGUACAUAGACAUAAAUGCUGGCAAAUAUACGUCUACCUUUUUUUUGACGACCACCACUUUACCUCAGACCCCAUCCCAGAGUUUAGACAACACAAACUCAUCGACUCCUAUUUCAGAAGAGUCUAUGUUAUACUCUCAGAGUUUGAUCGAAAUGGAUGCAAACGAUGACUGGGAACGCAAAGUAAUUUUCUCAUAUGAUGAGCUGCCACAACUGCUAAAUCUUCAAAAGUUGAAUGCAAGUCAUUGUGAAUCAGUACUGGAGGUAUUUGAUAAUGGAACAGGAGUAAGAUGUUCUAAUUCAUCACAAACUGCUGUAAAGCUUCCAAAGCUAAGAGAUGUAAGCCUAUGGGAGCUAAAUAGUCUGAAGUCUAUUUGGAGGAGUAAUGGUCAGACAAUAUUGGAGUUUCCAAACCUGACUAAACUGUCUAUCCAUGAUUGCAAACAGUUUGAACAUGUUUUUACACGUUCGAUGGUUGGUAGUGUAUUGCAACUAAAAGAGCUAAGUAUAAGUGUGUGUCCGGGUAUGGAAGUAAUCGUUAAGGAAGACCAAGAGGAAGAAGAAGGUUGUGAUGGCAAAGUGAAUGAGAUGAUCAGGUUACCUCGUCUAAAGGAGUUAAGACUUGAAAAUCUUGCAAGUCUCAAGGGGUUUUGCUUAGGGAAUGUGGAUUUUUUAUUGCCAUCACUGAAUAGCAUGGAAUUCGGGGGAUGCAAAUCUCUAACGAUGUUCACGAAAGGAGGUUUGUUUGUUCCCGAGUUAAAACUCAUAAAGACAAGUUUAGGCUAUAUUAAUCUUGCAGAGGAACAAGACAUCAACUCCUUUAUAAUCACCAAAAGACAAGAGGGAUUUCAUUUUGGAUACCGAGAAUAUUAGUGUGGAACCAGGACAGCAUAGAGAAUUCAAGGAGGGCAUCAUCAGUAUUCAGUUUAAACGGAAACACGGUAUUGAAUUGGAUCCAUGUUGCUUGCUAGUUUCGUACAGCUACAGGAAAAUGAAUGACAUAGCUAGGGCCGGCUGGCAGGGUUCAAACCUUCAGAAACUGACUAGGUUGGCCUGACAUGCAUACAGCUUUUGUUGUUAUUGUUUUUCAUUAUCGAGUUUUAUAAAUGGGAAAAGUGAGACUACUUUAUAAAUACAUGAAUACAUCAAUACAAACAUUAUCGAGUUUCAUUAUAAUAGAAUAUUUUACGAGGUUUAUGCGUUUCAAUUGAAUCUUGGACAAGUUUCGACCCA
This is a messenger RNA of Erigeron canadensis, 5607 nucleotides long. RefSeq lists its product as uncharacterized. Gene Ontology annotation, molecular function: ADP binding. The record is from RefSeq and is a predicted model, not a curated record. The transcript is spliced from 7 exons. Bases 1 to 5247 code for a protein of 1748 amino acids. NCBI's taxonomy places the organism in Eukaryota, Viridiplantae, Streptophyta, Magnoliopsida, Asterales, Asteraceae.